Molecule: messenger RNA, 1170 nt
Organism: Dermacentor andersoni
Lineage: Eukaryota; Metazoa; Arthropoda; Arachnida; Ixodida; Ixodidae
Source: RefSeq, a predicted model, not a curated record
AGUUUUCCGGAAAACACACAACCGGUGGUGUUUCGCCGAGUACGUAGCCACGAGGAACAAAGCUCAGCGCAAGGGACGCACGGAAACAUAAACAUGCAGAUCUUGAAACUUACCAUCCUACUUGCCGCUUCGGCCAUGUCCAUGGCUGGAUACCUGAGCGGCGGUGGGCUCGGCGUCACCUACGCUGGCGGCGGGGGCUAUGGCCUUGGCUACGGAGGCCUGGGCUACGGUGGUGUCGGCCUGGGCUACGGUGGCCUGGGUUAUGGCGGCCUCGGUUACGGUGGCCUAGGCUACGGUGGUCUCGGCUACGGAGGCGUCGGACUUGGGGGCCUAGGCUACGGCGGUCUCGGCUACGGCCUCGGAGGGCUUGGCGGGGGACUGGGAUACGGCUACGGUCUCGGAGGCCUGGGAUACGGCGGAGGCCUGGGAUACGGCGGAGGCCUGGUGGCCGCUGCUCCAGUCGCGGUCGCCGUGGCGCGCCCUGUGGCUGUCGCAAGGCCCGUAGCUGUCGCUCCCCAGUACGUAGCCGUACAGAGGCCAGUGGCCGUCGCUCAGCCGGUCGUGGUCCAAAGGGCUGUAACAUACGCUCAACCUGCGGUCCAGAAGGUCGUCGCUGUCCAGCGUCCCGUCGCAGUGGCCGCCCAGAAGGUAGUCAGCGUCUCUCGUCCUGUCGCAGUUGCCCAACCAGUUGCCUACGCUCAACCAGUCGCUGUCGCCCCAGUGGCCGUCGCUGCUGCUCCAGCCGUAGGCGUCGUCGGAUACGGUGGUGGACUGGGAUACGGAGCAGGGCUGGGAUACGGAGCAGGGCUGGGCUACGGAGGCGGACUCGGCUACGGCGCUGGACUGGGAUACGGCUACGGAGGUCUCGGCUACGGCGGAGGACUGGUUGGAGUUGGCUACGGAAGCGGCCUCAGUUACGGCCUUGGUUAUGGCGGGUACGGACAUGGCGUGAAGCCCGGCUACAGUCUCGGCGGGUAUGGCUACGGCUACGGCGGCUACGACUACCUCCGCAAGAAGAAGUAAGCACCUUCGGCGUUGCUGCAUUGUGUGGUUUGAGUGUGACGUCAUCGGAUGAGUCAUCAUCUACAGUGUGGUGCUUGCGGACUGUGUGGGAUGAGUUCAUGCGCACAGAGAACCAUAGUGUACAGAAAAAUAAAAGCUUCGCAUGUA